Messenger RNA from Nerophis ophidion (straightnose pipefish), 8887 nucleotides. RefSeq names its product neuralized E3 ubiquitin protein ligase 2 (gene neurl2). The transcript is spliced from 2 exons. The record is from RefSeq and is a predicted model, not a curated record. Bases 135 to 1001 code for a protein of 288 amino acids. Lineage: Eukaryota; Metazoa; Chordata; Actinopteri; Syngnathiformes; Syngnathidae. Gene Ontology annotation, molecular function: ubiquitin protein ligase activity. Gene Ontology annotation, biological process: intracellular signal transduction.
CUUCCCUAAGAUAGGCGGAGCUGUGUUCACGUUGCCGUCCUUGCAGAGAGUUUAGUCUCCAUAAUGAUCUUUAGAUACCAAUACAGGGUUGUUUACGUCAAUAUCAGUUUCUAGGAGUCAAGGCCCAACAAGAAAUGGAACCUUUUCCCGACCAGUUCAUGGAGUUCCACCCUAUCCACGGAACCAACGUUCAACUGGACCCCUUGUCCACGCAAGCCACACGGGUCGAAAGCUUCGCCAAUGGAGUAUGCUUCAGCAAACACCCCCUCAAGCCAGGGGAGAUAUUCCUCGUAGAGAUCGAAGACAAGGAGCUUGGCUGGUGUGGCCACCUCCGGAUAGGCCUGACCGCCAAGGACCCCAUGAGCUUGGAGGUGGUUCCUGAAUACUCUAUACCGGAAUUGACAGACCAGGGCGACAGCUGGGUUUUCGCUAUCACUCGCAACCACAAUAAAAUCGUGGAAGAGGUCGAGGAGGGAGAAGGUGAGCAGGAUCCCGCGGGGGGUCACAGACUGGGUCAGGGGGAGGAGGAAAAUGAAGGUGACACAAACAACAAACCUAAAACUUUUUUCACUGACUCUCAUUUGUACAUUGAGAACGUCCGAAUCCCCAGAGACAAGCUCGUUGGCCGCAGCCGACCUGGACGCUACAGCCACAUUCUGGACGACUUGUACAAGACUAAUGCGCUUCCGCCGACAGCCAGACGUAGCCGGAUAGGAGUUCUGUAUGUAUCCAAAGGCCCACAUCUAGCUGACAUGCACAUUGUCAUUAACGGGGAGGACAUGGGGCCUUCUGCGAGAGGCAUCCCUACCACGGAGCCCAUUUAUGCCGUAGUGGACGUGUUUGCUGCUACUAAGUGUGUCAGGAUUGUGCAGGUGGAGUAUGGAUUCUCGUCCUUGCAGACACUGUGCAGGAAGACCAUCCAAAAACACAUUGUUCACAGAAUGGCCAUUGACUGGUUGGCGCUGCCAGAAGCAUUAAAGCACUACUGCAAGUAUGAGUGAGGACUGAGGAUCUUCAGUGGGAACUAAACUGAGACUCUAUAGAUAUUGUGAAUGGAUGCUGUGUUAAAUCCGGAUGCUUAGUUGCGAAACUAAAAGCCAGUUAACCUAACAGAAGUGACAGCUUCCUUAAGCCGGAAAACUUUUUGUCCAUUUGUGUCCAUCCAGAUGCACUUGUGAGGUCAGAGUUCAUUGAGGGAGGUAUGAGGUAUAACUCGGUUGGUAGAGCGGGCGUGCCAGCAACUUGAGGGUUCUGGGUUCGAUCCCCCUAGUCACUGCUGAUGUGUCCUUGGGCAAGACAGUUCACCCACCGGCUCCCAGUGCAACCUACACUGGUUUAAAAAUGUAACUUAGGUGAUGUUCUUUAAGUUACAAAAAAAAAAACGCUAUAUAAAAUAUAAUUCACUAAUGAGGGCUCAGUGGGGUCUUCCACAUCUAGACUCAUCCAACCGUGCCUUUAAACUUCGGAAAAAGGUCCUUCCCCAAUCGUUACCAUAAUUUUGGAACAAUAGUACAGAUUUAAUUGUGCUUGUUUGAUUUUUUUUUUAAGAAUAUUGGUUGAUUAAAAAUAACUGAACUUUUUUUUUCAUUUUUUUUUUUAUUGACAUCUUCUCCCUUAAUUUAGUACAGUACACUCAACUGAACACUAUUUUGAAAUAAGUCAUGCUGCUAAUUGUUAUGAUUUAAGUUGCAAGCAAAAAUCUUAGUUACACGCAUCCUCGCUAGCUAGAGAUGGACAUCGCUUUGUUUUUGCAACCAUGGUAAGGAAAAAAGUGAGUUUGAAGGACAAUGCUGAGGAGAAGUAGUGUAUGAUAUUAUUUGAAUUGAAAAAAUAAAUAAUCAAAAACAUGACCGAGUGUGUAGUCCACAUGACGAAGCAGUACGAGCGUAUCCCUGUUUGUCUGCACCAUACAGAAUGAGUCUAACGCCAGGAAAGAUUGUUCAAAUAAUGUCAAAAUGCGAACAUUUAUCCAUGAAGAUAUGAAGUAGCUGCUAAUGGUGUGUUUGAUGGAGGAACAGCUUGUAGGAGAUACCAUAGAAGUCCACUCUCCAAUGUAUACACUAUUAUAACAUUACUUUAUGAACUACUUUAGUUGUUUUCAUUCAAAAUGCAUUAACUUAAAAAAAUACUUUUAUUUUUAAAAGGCAUGUUACAUGUUAAAAUGGUGCCAUAUGUGGGGCCAAGCACAGAUGAAAUUGAUUUAAAUUAAUUCAAUGUGCAAGUGUAUUGAAUUAAGAGCUACGUGACAGAACCAAGUUAAGGUACUACUGUAUAUGCCCAUAUGUUUAUUAUACACUAGUGGAAAAUACCAGUGGUUCCAUUUAGUACUGUAUUUUAUUUUAUAUUGUAUGAAUGUUUGAGUUUUGUAUAUUUCAAUUUUUUUGUUCAGGACAACUGCAAACAACAGUGUGUUAAACACUUGUCCAAAUCCAAAUAUUAAAAAAAUAUGUAUUUAUGUGUGUGUAUUUAGACAUGUAUAUUGAUUUAUAAUACAUUUUUAAAUAUAAUUCACUGACUGUUACAUUACAUGUAGGGCACACACGUUUAAUGAGAACCUACAGAGGAGCUGCACGAAUGCCUUCAUUAAAAUAAUAAUGCAGUACGUAUUCAUUAAACAAUAUGUUUAUGAUUGUUUGUUGUUUUCAGUAUGUGAAAUGCAUUGCAUCAUAUUGAGAGCUGUUUCUAUGCUGUGCUAUCUUAGUAUGCAGAAGUAUGGACUGCCGGGGCGAAGCACGAAAUCCUGGGCCCCCAUACACAGGACUCCUAAGAGGCCCUCAAUCCCACGCUAAACCCAACCGCAUCCACACACACUUGGUGUGUUUACAUGCACUAAAACGCACUACAUGUACUGAAACCGGCUUUCUAAAAUACAUGUAAAAACGUAUUAGGUUUUUGACUUUUUAAAGAUGGGAUUAAUAUGCCUAAAACAUAUCUAGAUAACCUAUCCUAACCAAUUUAGUUUUAAAUGAUUACAAUUAAAAAAAAGUUAGUUUCGGUUUUAAAAAAACGUGUCAACAAAUGAUUAUAGAGUAGCCAAAAUAUGAAUUUAAAUACGGUAAUCAUACUACCUGCCACUAUUCAUUUUAAUAUGAUUAUAAAUUUGUCAAAUUCAAUUUUACUUUAGACUAACAUCAUUAUUAUUUAAAUAUAUAUCGUUAUUAGUGCAUCUCGGAGGAGAUACGUCUCCCCCUUUCUUUAAAACGUAUUGACACCUCUGUUUCUAACUUUAAUCAAGGGUCUUUGAAUGCACCACAGUUAUUGGCAAAGAGAUGCAAAGGUGAAACUCGUAAAUAACCUUCUCCUAUCCUGUCACAGAUAGAUUUUCUUUUACCAUCUCUCCUUGUUCCAAUAUGUUGUUUCUGUGUGUGAAUGUUUGAAGGUGAGUGUUCUGAUGACGUUGUGUUAUAUAUUGUAUAUAUUACGCAAUAAUAUAAUAUAAUAAUAAUAAUAAUAAAUACUGUAUGAGGUGGCGACUUGUCUAGGGUGUACCCAGCUUUCUGCCCAAAUGCAGCUGAGAUAGGCUUCAGUAACCCCCUGCGACCCCAAAAGGGACAAGCGGUAGAACAUGGAUGGAUGGAUAUAUAAAUAUCACAUAAAUGUUAUAUUUUGUAUUGCUACUAUGGUACAUUUUUGGUCGACUUUAUACCUUUUGUUUUCGCCCUCUUUUUAUGUAUUUGUGUGCAUUAUCCUUUCCAUCCUUUGUACCUGAGCUACUGUGUGGAACAACUUCACUUGUGGAUCAAUAACAUUUGUCUAAGUCUAAGUCUAAGUCUAAGUUAUGUUACAUCUGUGUUCAGUGAGGUGUUCCAAGCUAGGUUUGCCUAUUCAGGUGGAAUGAACCCAUUCACAUUUUUGAUAGGGGGUGUAGGUAGACCCAGGUCAAGAUCAACCUUGCCCCAUCUUUCACUUGCUGCCGUGAGCUCAAAGACGAAGAAUUUCAGACAAAUGCUGUUCCUGUUGGACUAGUAUUAAGUGACUUUUGAUGCUCAAAUCAAAAUGCCAAUGCUAAUGUUAGCUAUUGGAAAUUUGUGCGGUACCAAUAAAUAGCCAACAGUGUGAUAGUUUCACACUACUGGCGGGAAAAAUAAUCUCCCUCCGGUCUUUCUUUGCUUCAGACCUGCAUCCGGCCUGAUACAUUCUUGGUAGUAGCGUCAUGUUGGUAGCGCAAUUCAAGAUUAUUUCUUUAUAGUGUCUGCUAUCUAAUAUCAGCAUAACCAUUAGAGAUGUAAUAUUUAUGUCAACAUUACAGCGGAAAUCGGGGGAAAUGUGUUCAUUUUCUGGCAAAACACUACCACUUAUGUCCACUGGCGCCGCCAAAAUCAACCAAAACUGAAAGUUCUUAAGUGGGAUUUGAAAUAUGCUUGCUAAGUAAAACUCUGCAUUUUUUACUUGAACUUAGGCCUACUACGCUACUGGAUUUAAUUGUUGGUCAAUAUGGUGGUACUUGGAGAGCCAGAAUUUUUCUGAAAUGGUACUUGGUGAAAAAAGCUUGAGAACCACUGGUCUAAGUCAUUCUUAAUUUGAUUCAGACAAUUUAAUUAUUGAAUGUAUAGGGUUGUAUUGAUUUUUUAAUGAAUUUGUAUUACUUAGCUUUUUUUUUUAUAAGUAAUGUAUUUGAAUGAGGGAACAAAAUAUUUAAACCGUACAAUGGUCCUCCCUGUGCUUUUGGCUAACAACAUCUCCACUUACCUUCCCACUUCACGAACCGAAUGACAGUUCAGUUUCGUUCAAUUUCAGUUUAUUUCCAACAUGCAUACAAUACAAUGUAAUUCAUCACACAUUUCCAGUUGUUUCAAUUACAGGACGUCCGAGAAGGAGUAGGAAGAAGCAGAGCUUAUUUAAUCCUACCCCUUUUCAUACCAUAGCAAUUUUAUCCUAUUUCCUUGUUCUCUGUAACAGAACAGUGAACAAAUAAAUAAUUAAUAAAUAAUAUACCAUAAUAAGCAAACAAAUAUUAAAUACAUAGAUAAUCCAUCCAUUUUCUACAGCUAAUUCCCUUUUGGAGUCGCUGGUGCCUAUAUCAGCUACAAUCGGGCGGAAGGCGGCGUACACCCUGGACAAGUUGCUACCUUAUCGCAGUACAUAAAUAAUAUUUUUCUCAAUAAACAAAGAAAAGAAAAAAAGAAUUAAUCCUAAUUGUUGUUUUGUGUACUUUGUGUUCACAAAGUACUACACUUGUAGUUUGAACAGUCUCUUAAACUGAAUCAUAUUGGUGCUUUGUUUGAUCUCUUUGGUUAAUCUAUUCCAUAAUUUAAUUCCACUUACAGAUAUGAUAACAGUUUUAAGUGUUGUACAAGCAUACAAAUGUUUCAUAUUGGAUUUUCCUCUGAGGUUAUAUUCAUCCUCUUUUGUUGAGAAGAAUCGUUGUACAUUUUUGGGUAGCAGGUCAUAGUUUGCUUUGUACAUACUUUUAACUAAUUGCAAAUGCACCGAAUUGUUGAAUUUCAAUAAUUGUGAUUUAAUGAUUAAAGGGUUUGUAUGUUCUCUAUAUCCAACAUUAUUUAUUAUUCUAAUUUAUCUUUUUUGUAACACAGUUAGUAAAUGAAGCGCACAAUUGUAGUUGUUCCCCCUAUUUCUGCACAAUAACGAAGAUAUGGUAACAUUAGUGUGCAGUAAAGAAUAUGAAGUGAUUUUUGGUCUAGAACAUAUUUUGCUUUAUUCAUUAUUGACAUAUUUCUUGCUACUUUUUGUUGUCUAUUUUUAAAUGAGAUUUACAAUUAAUUGUAUUAUCCAUUACUACACCCAAAAUGUGUUUUCUUUUACCCUUUCAAUAUCUACUCCAUAUAUUUAUAAUUGUGUGUGAUGUUGUCUUCUCCUGUUACCAAAUGGCUUAAUUUUAGUUUUACUGGAUACAAAGAUAGUCUGUUUUUGUCAAACCAUCUUUUUAAUUUGUACUUUUCUUCUGUUGUUAUUUUUAUUAUCUUCUGUGUGUUUGCUCCUGAACAAAAUGUCGUUGUGUCAUCUGCAAAUAAAACUAUCUUCAAGUCCUUUGUAACUUUAAAAAUGUUAUUUAUAUAGAGAUUGAACAAUUUUGGUCCAAGUAUUGUUCCCUGAGGUACGCCACAAAAUAUUUUCAGUAAAACCAAGACACACAUAAGUCGAAACGUUUUAAUGCUGAAAGUGGUUGUGAGGGUUCAACUUUGUGGUGGCAGGAGCGUGAAAUAGUCCAUCAUCUUACACUUUUUUCCAAUUGCUUGAACUCAAAAUUUUACAUUUUCACACAGUUAACAAAAGUCUACAACCAGUAAACAAAACCACUGUGCAGAUUUGCCUAAUUUUAGGCAAAGACUCCCAUCUUACAAAUGUGAUGUAGAUGAGAUACUAUGUAUGGUCUGAUCCAGCUAGACGAGCAGGUGACGAUUAAAAUCAGUAACUGAAGUGUUUGAGUAGGUUCUUUUAUUGAGUUGCUGUUGCCUAAGUCUGCACAUGUAGACUGUACUCUAUGCCAGUGUUUGUCAACCACUGUGCCGCGGCACACUAGUGUGAGAUACUGUCCGGUGUGCCGUGGGAGAUUAUCUAAUUUCACCUAUUUGGGGUAAAAAAUGUUUUUGCAAAUCAGUAAAUAUAGUUUGCAAAUGAUGUGUUGUUGUGGCCCUGCGAUGAGGUGGCGACUUGUCCAGGGUGUACCCCGCCUUCCGCCCGAUUGUAGCUGAGAUAGGCGCCAGCGCCCCCCGCGACCCCAAAAGGGAAUAAGCGGUAGAAAAUGGAUGGAUGGAUGGUGUUGUUGUUGAGUGUCGAUGCUGUCUAGAGCUUGGCAGAGUAACUGUGUAAUAAUCUUCCAUAUCAGUAGGUUGCAGCAGGUAGCUAAUUGUUUUGUAGAUGUCGGAAACAGCGGGAGGCAUUGUGCAGGUAAAAGGGUAUCUAAUGUUUAAACAAAAAAUAAACAAAAGGUGAGUGCCCCUAAGAAAAGGCGUUGACGGUUAUGGAAGGCUAUGCAGAACGAAACUAAAACUGAAGUGGCUACAAAUUAAACAAAAACAGAAUGCUGGAAGACAGCAAAGACUUACUGUGGAGCAAAGACGGCGUCCACAAUGUACAUCCGAACAUCACAUGACAAUCGAAAAUGUCACCACAAAGAAGGAUAAAAAUUGCUAAAACAAAGCAGAUGCGGAAAAUAUCGCUCAAAGGAAGACAUGAAACUGCUACAGGAAAAUACCAAAAAAAGAGAAAAAGCCACCAAAAUAGGAGUGCAAGACAAGAACUAAAACACUACACACAGGAAAACAGCAAAAAACUCAGAAUAAGUCAGGGCGUGAUGUGACAGUACACCUACUUUGAGACACGUGCUAUAUUGAUGCAUGCUUGGUUAUGGUUUGAAUUCAUAUCCAACAAUUGCGACAACGACUUUUUACUGUCGACUCAGUUUCGUUUUUUAAUGAUUUCUGCUGGUGGUGUGCCUCUGGAUUUUUUCAACCCAAAAAAUGUGCCUUUGCUCAAAAAAAGGUUGAAAAACACUGGUCUAUGCUGUCAUUUCUAUUUAUCUCCAGAUUUUUUUCCACACCUUUUAUUUGUCUCAGAUUUUAAUUUGUGAAGUGAGGUGUGAAGUGAGUUCCAUUUAUAUAGCGCUUUUCUCUAGUGACUCAAAGCGCUUUACAUAGUGAAACCCAAUAUAUAAGCUACAUUUAAACCAGUGUGGGUGGCACUGGGAGCAGGUGGAUAAAGUGUCUUGCCCAAGGACACAACGGCAGUGACUAGGAUGGCGGAACAGGGGGUCGAACCUGGAACCCUCAAGUUGCUGGAACGGCCACUCUACCAACUGAGCUAUGUCGCCCCAUUUGUACCGCAUAUCAUUGUUGACUACUGUGAUAUGUUACUUUACCUGACUGUGGUAAAAAAUAAAUAUUUGCAGUUUGCAAAAUUAUUGUUAAGCAGUUUUUGAAAAUAUUACAGGAUAGUUUUACUUUCUCUUUAGGUCCUUACAUAUAGGCCCACUUCAAAGUAAACAAUGACGAUUGCUGUGGAUCUGCCAAUAUGUUUUUUUAAAUUACAGUAAUCACCCGGAAAAGGGUGGAGUGCCAUCUCCGGGUUGGGGAUGAGACCCUGCCCCAAGUGGAGAAGUUCAAGUACCUACAUAAGAGUCUUGUUCACAAGUGGGGAAAGAGUGGAUUGUGAGAUCGACAGGCGGAUCGGUGCGGCGUCUUCAGUAAUGCAUACGUUGUACCGAUCCAUUGUGGUGAAGAAGGAGCUGAGCCGGAAGGCAAAGCUCUCAAUUUACCGUUCCCAUCCUCACCUAUGGUCAUGAGCUUUGGGUCAUGACCAAAAGGAUAAGAUCACGGGUACAAGCGGCCAAAAUUUGUUUCCUCCGCCGGGUGCCGGGGCUCUCCCUUAGAGAUAGGGUGAGAAGCUCUGCCAUCCGGGAGGAGCUCAAAGUAAAGCCGCUGCUCCUCCACAUCAAGAGGAGCCAGAUGAGGUGGCUCGGGCAUCUGGUCAGGAUACCACCCGAACGCCUCCCUAGGGAGGUGUUUAGGGCACGUCCAACCGGUAGGAGGCCACGGGGAAGACCCAGGACACGUUGGGAAGACUAUGUCUCCCGGCUGGCCUGGGAACGCCUCGGGAUCCCCCGGGAAGAGCUUAACGAAGUGGCUGGGGGGAGGGAAGUCUGGGCUUCCCUGCUUAGGCUGCUGCCCCCGCGACCGACCUCGGAUAAGCGGAAGAAGAUGGAUGGAUGGAUGUUUUUUUACAUGGAUGGAUGGAUGGACAGUAAUCACUCAUCACAUAUGCUAAAAAGGUCGAGCAAAAUGCCCCACACAUGUGAUUUCUUAUAGUAAAAUAGGGGUUUUUACAAAUGUGUAUUGUAUUUAUCACUGUUCUGGGCAACUCACUCCAAUAGUGUCUUAUCAUUUGACGUCUGUGUGAGUGAGAUGACAAUAAAACUGCUUUAUUUUGA